AUGCCGAGCAUAGACUCGAAACGGUUGCCUCUCUGGCUCAAAAGGUCAUGCACUGAUGUACUCAAUCAGCUCACUAAGCCACAGCAGGCACCCACUUCCUCCAUCCCUGGUAUCCAAGUUUGCAAAAGCCGUGCAGGAGCAGUUCUUCAUGCACAACAUCUCACAUUCCUUGAGGGAGGCUUCAUCCUUGAUGCAUCCACACCUGGAGAAUUCAUUGGUGGGUUAAAGACUACCAUGUAA
Molecule: messenger RNA, 240 nt
Organism: Prunus armeniaca (apricot)
Lineage: Eukaryota; Viridiplantae; Streptophyta; Magnoliopsida; Rosales; Rosaceae
Source: the annotation of a GenBank genome assembly